Molecule: messenger RNA, 1176 nt
Organism: Sclerotinia borealis F-4128
Lineage: Eukaryota; Fungi; Ascomycota; Leotiomycetes; Helotiales; Sclerotiniaceae
Source: the annotation of a GenBank genome assembly
AUGUCUUCCAUAUUCCCAUCUCAAAAUACACUUCACCAAGUCUUCCACUCUCCCAAUCCCUACGGUCGCCGGCCCGAGCCAUCAAUUCGAUCCCGUACCACUCCCGAACCCAAGCGCACCCCACUUCAAGCUCGCUCGGAGCUCUACACAGCUUGGUCUGUUAUUGACGAUGCGAAAAAUAAAGCUAAUUCAUUGAGUGCCGAAGCUACAAAAGAGUUUGAGAAAGCUAGUGCGAGUGCACUGGCUAAGACUGGUACAAUCGAAUUGUAUUCGCCAAAGUAUUAUGCUGCUUGCAGUUUUGGAGGUUUGCUUGCCUGCGGUCUCACCCACACAUCCGUCACCCCUCUCGACCUAGUAAAAUGCCGUCGCCAAGUCGACUCCAAGAUGUACACAGGCAACUUUCAAGCCUGGAGUAAAAUCUUCCGCGCCGAAGGUUUCCGCGGUAUCAUGACUGGUUGGGGCCCAACCUUCUUCGGUUACUCUGCACAAGGAGCUUUUAAAUAUGGCGGAUAUGAAUACUUUAAGAAAUUCUACGCUGAUCUCGCCGGUCCCGAAAAUGCAUACAAGUACAAAACAUGGCUUUACCUAUCCGCCAGCGCAUCCGCGGAGUUCAUCGCCGAUAUUGCGCUUUGUCCAUUUGAAGCCGUGAAGGUUAGGAUGCAAACUAGUGUUCCGCCAUUUGCAACGGGUACUGCAGCUGGUCUUUCGAAGAUUAUAUCGAAGGAAGGUUAUGCCGGAUUGUACAAGGGCUUGUAUCCUCUCUGGGGACGUCAAAUUCCAUAUACCAUGAUGAAAUUUGCAUCUUUCGAAACCAUUGUGGAGAUGAUCUAUGAUCGACUUCCGGGCCACAAAUCAGAUUACGGUAAAGCUACUCAGACAGGUGUUUCAUUCACCGCUGGUUAUUUAGCUGGUAUUCUUUGCGCGAUCGUAUCGCAUCCUGCCGAUGUUAUGGUUUCCAAAUUAAACGCAAGCCGCCUUCCGGGUGAAGCAUUUGGUGCUGCUACCGGACGAAUCUAUAAAGAUAUUGGAUUCCGUGGUCUUUGGAAUGGACUUCCUGUUCGUAUUGUCAUGAUUGGUACAUUGACUGGUUUGCAAUGGAUGAUUUAUGAUUACUUCAAGAUCUACAUGGGCUUUCCAACUACAGGCGGAGCUGUACCUGUAGUACAGAAAGAAUAA